Messenger RNA from Macadamia integrifolia, 988 nucleotides. RefSeq names its product pathogenesis-related protein 1A-like. The record is from RefSeq and is a predicted model, not a curated record. The coding region runs from base 68 to 712 and encodes 214 amino acids. Lineage: Eukaryota; Viridiplantae; Streptophyta; Magnoliopsida; Proteales; Proteaceae. The transcript has a single exon.
UCCCUCCCAAGAAAAAAAAAGGGAAAAAGAAAAAAAAAAAAAAAAGAGUUGUGGAAAUUUUUGUCAGAUGAGAAAGGCAAUGCUCCCUUCCAAAGCCCAAGAAGCUCUUUUCAUUGCCAUCUUCAUCUUCUCUUCCCUUUCUCAACUUGCCAUUGUUGAACCUCGACCACAUUCCUUAUCUAGAUCACAUCCACAUCCAUAUCCCUCUUUUAAUCACCUAAACCAGAAACAGAGGUUCAGCCUAAGCAUUGGUCAUCAUCAAAAUGUGAUGAGACCAAGAUCUGCUUCAACAAGCAAAGGAUGGCUAGAAGCCCACAACAAGGUGAGACAAGCAAUGGGUGAACCACCAAUGGUAUGGGACAAUAGUCUUGCACGCUACGCAAGACGUUUUGCAGCUAAACGCAUCUUUGAUUGCUUGAUGAUCCAUUCUGAUGGUCCUCACGGCGAGAACAUAUUCUGGGCUGCGCGUAACAUCUUCUCGCCGGCGCAGAUUGUGGCAAAAUGGGUCGAUGAGCAACACAACUACAAUAGGACAGGUAACAUGUGUGCGGCUAACAAAAUUUGUGGACACUAUAAGCAGGUUGUGUGGAGGGACAGUUUGAAGGUUGGUUGCUCCAUGGUUCAGUGCCUUAACGGAGGUGCCUAUGCUAUCUGUUCUUAUAAUCCCCCGGGGAAUUAUAGGGGUGAGGACCCCUUCAUAAAGCAUAUAUGAUGGAUCAGGGAUUCUUGUUGCUGUUGAUGAGUAGGGAAAUACUUUCCCACGACGCUGGAGUGCAAAUUUUUUUUUUUUUUUUCUUUUUGUCAAAGGAUUGUAGUUCUAUUUUUACGUGAGUUUUUGUUUGUUUUUAUCGUAUGUGAACCCUAUGUGGACGAUACAGUUUUUCAAAACAACCAUUUGUGUAACAUGUAAGUUCCUCCCCACGAUCACACUUGUGUUGUGGGGAGCAUCUCGAGUAUGAAUAUAUUACUAAUGGGAUUUUCUUAUUAA